This is a messenger RNA of Fraxinus pennsylvanica, 642 nucleotides long. The record is from the annotation of a GenBank genome assembly. NCBI's taxonomy places the organism in Eukaryota, Viridiplantae, Streptophyta, Magnoliopsida, Lamiales, Oleaceae.
AUGGCUCCAAUUGCACGGAAUUGCUUACAAUCAAUGCUGAAGGUGGUGAAUGCUGGAAUAGGAAUGGUCGGCAUUGCCAUGAUUAUAUACUCCCUCUGGAUGCUUAGGGUUUGGAAUCGACACCUUGACUCCGAUUCUUCCGCCCCUUGGUUCAUAUACACAAUACUUGGGAUUGGGGUCACUUUGUGUUUGAUCACUUGUUCCGGUCAUAUUGCUGCAGAGACUGCUAAUAGCUGCUGCUUGUGGAUUUAUGUGGUUUUUGUCUUUCUGCUUCUUGUGCUGGAAGCUGCAGUGACUGCAGAUGUAUUUCUUAACCACGACUGGGAGGAGGACUUCCCGGAUGAUCAAACUGGGAAUUUUGAUCAGUUAAAGGAUUUCGUCAGACAGAACUUUGACACAAUCAAAUGGAUUGGCUUCACAGUGGUCGCAUUGGAGGUAUUAAGUAUGUUAAUGGCCAUAAUUCUUAAAGCUUUGGGACCUCAUCCUGAGAGAUAUUACGAAAGUGAUGAUGAUUACCCACCCGAAAGAGUGCCUCUAUUGAGGAAUUAUGUCCCUCCACCUACUCAUGUUGCUGGUGAUCAGCUGUAUGGGACCAACAAUGGUUCUUCAGUUACAAGGAUUAACAGUAAGGCAAGCAGAUGA